AUGGAGUGCAGUUGCCAAAGUGACGAAUACGGUUCUAAGUUUCGCCAACCGUACGGAAUAACCGAUCAAAUUCGGGGAUACGGGUUGGCUGCUGGUCUUAAUCCAGUGCAGAUCCGCAACGAGGGGUUCAGAGCAUUCCCAACGGGACAGUUUGUCGAUGCCUCUGGUAUUCCAGUUGAUCCCUAUGGGCGCUUGCAAGGAGUUCCGCUCACCGUACCAUACCAAACGAGAUUACAGCCAAUUGUGACACAUCGCUUCAAUCGAAGACGUUAA
Molecule: messenger RNA, 273 nt
Organism: Haemonchus placei
Lineage: Eukaryota; Metazoa; Nematoda; Chromadorea; Rhabditida; Trichostrongylidae
Source: the annotation of a GenBank genome assembly